Messenger RNA from Hipposideros armiger (great roundleaf bat), 2837 nucleotides. RefSeq names its product zinc finger protein 114 (gene ZNF114). The coding region runs from base 147 to 1466 and encodes 439 amino acids. The transcript is spliced from 4 exons. The record is from RefSeq and is a predicted model, not a curated record. Gene Ontology annotation, biological process: regulation of DNA-templated transcription. Lineage: Eukaryota; Metazoa; Chordata; Mammalia; Chiroptera; Hipposideridae.
UUCUGCAGGAGGGCUAGGGUGUGGGUCCCCGGGUCCCCUCUCUGCUUGGCUCCUCCCCUUAACCUCUUAACCCGUCCAUUCUGAGGAGGGGUUCUGGAAGCAGUUCCAUCGCUCGGCUGCAGCUCUGCAACCCUUCAAUAUCUGGAAUGAGCGCUUGGGCUGCGCCAGCCACAGACGCCCGUCCAGAAGCUGGUGCUGGUGAAAUGGACCUGGUGACCUUCAGGGAUGUGGCAUUGAACUUCACCAAGGAGGAAUGGGCCCUGCUAGACCGUGAGCAGAGGAACCUUUACCGAGAUGUGAUGCUGGAGAACUACAGGAACCUGGCUUCCAUAGAUGAUCAACAUAACACCAAAAACUCAAUCCCUCAGCAGGACAUUCUUGCUGAAAAGACAUUUCAUGAAGCCAGCAAAUUGUGUCUCACGAGCAACAGUUCCCAGCCCUCCAUGUUAGGAGAUUUGGAAUGCCACAAAACAGAGAAGCCACACAAGCUGAGGAGGCAAAAAGUGAAGCAAGUUGCAGUUGUCCAAGAGAAAAAAUCUCUGGUUAGAGACUGUGAAUAUCACAAAAAGAGGGAGAACCCUAAACCAAACUCAACGUUUGUGCCUGCACAGGGUGUAUACCCAAAGGAAUUGAAAACAGGUAUGCAAACAGAUACAGGUACUCUUGAUUCCACAAGAAAAUAUGUCCCCAAAAAUAUUUUGAAACAAAAUCAUAUCUUAAUGAGGAAUCAAAAAAUCUAUAAAAACAGCAAAUAUGAUAGCAGAUUGUGGCAGAGCAUUCAGUCAGUUCCAAGUGUGAGAACUCCAACAGAGCUGAAAUCAAACACAUGGAUUGAUCAUCAGAACCAUGGGCUUCAUAUAUUUGAUCAAACUUAUAUGGAGGUAAACGUUCAUGAAUGGAGUCCAUUUGGAAAAGUCUUCACUGAAGACUCUGUCCUGAGGGCACACAGGACUUGGGCUAAAGAAAAAAUGUAUGAGUCUAAUGAGAAUGAAAACACCUUCCGAAAUAACUGGAGCUGUGCUGUGCAGAUGCAAUCCUAUAUGGCAGAGACAGAUAAUGAGAAUAAUGAGCAUGGGAAAACCUUUGCCUGUGUUUCAAAUUCUGAUUCACGCAAAAGCACUAGGAGUGGAGAGAUAACGUAUAAAUGUCAAGAUUGUAGGAAAUCCUAUGUUUAUCAUUCAUCCCUUAUGAAACACAUGAAAAUUCACACUGGAGAGAAACCCCAUGAAUGUAAGAAAUGUGGGAAAACCUUUCGAUAUUCCUUACACCUUAAUAAACACUUAAUAAAGCACAGUGUGGAGAAAUCUCAUAAAUGCAAGGAAUGUGGGAAAGCCUUCCGUAAGUCCUCAAAACUUACCGAACAUACAAGGGUUCACACAGGAGAGAAACCCUAUAAGUGUCAGGAGUGUGGAAGAGCCUACUUUACUAAUUCAGGACUUAAAAACCAUCUAAGGAAUCACAGCUGAGAGAGGCCCUGUGAAUGAAAGGAAUGCGGGAAAAUCUUUAUUUUCCUCAAAAUACUGAACACGUUAAAGAGGACAUAUUGGAAGGGAGCUCAGUAAGAUAACAUAGAGGGAAAAGUCUUUCUUGAACUAUUGUAUCUUACAGAAAUGGGAAAAUUCACACUGCAAAGAAAGCCUGUGAAGAUAAGGUAUGUGGAAAGUUUUUAAUCUUCACUCAUUAGAAGAUAUGUAUUGUCACAUUGGAGAGAAACCCUAUGAAUCUAAGAAAUAUGGGAAAGCCUUCAAUGUUGUCUCAAAUUCAUAGUCCCUCUAAGAAGUCACACUGCAAAGACACCUUGUAAGACUAAGGAACGUGGGGAAAACCUCUUCAAACAUUCAGUUCUUAAGUUUACACAUGAGACCACACCUGGAGAAAGACUCUGAUUGUAAUAAAUACAAGAAAGCCUUCGGUUCCCAGCUCUUCACUUACAGGGCACAAGUGAGCACACAGUAGGUAAGAAAACACAGUAAAUGUUAUGAUUGCUGCCAUUAUUGUCUCAUCCUUUAGUGGAAAUCGAAAUUUAUUAUUUCCCAGUUUUUCUUUUCUAAUAAAAUCCCAUAAGAUGAUUGUCCCUCUAUGUACCCUAUCAGCUCUGCCACAUGACUUUUGAUAUGUCGUGACUUCCUUACAAUUCACUUAGCAUACAUACGAUCUCAUCAAUAUGUAGCCCAGUUGGAGCUGCGUUUGAUUUAGAUUUGGGUUGAAUAUGCUCUAUGAUGCUAUUUUUGUCAGUUUGUUGUUUUGGGUUGAGAUUUGACUGCACUAUGGUCAGAGUAUGUGGUCUUUAUAUAAUACUGAUAUGGGGUACUUGUUCUCAUGUGGCCGAUUCUGUCAAUUGCCUGGCUGUAUCAAUUUUUCUAAUCUUUACUAAGGGUACAUAGAUUUUUUUUUUCAGAGUUAGUACUGUUUAAUGUUUUUAAAUGCAUUUCCCAGUUUUCCUCAUAACUGAUGGUGGGCAGAGCAUAUAGCUUGGCCAAUGAGGGAAGAAUUCACUGGUGUGGAUUCCUAAACAGCUGCCGGAAAGGGGACAGUAGUCAUCACUCUUUUUCUCUUUAACUAAUUUCCCUUUGCUCUCUUUCCUUGUUGCUCUCUGGGAAGUGGAUGAAAUUCCCUUAGUUAGCACAAGGAGCUUUAAUUUAGGGCCACGGUCUCAAUAAAACAACCCUCAGAAUACAAGAUUUUUCACUCCCUAGUGGCAUGUUUUUGGAUGUCCAUGACUGUCCAAUGCAAUAAACUGUAUUUCUAAACUUGUUACAUGAUGUAAACCCCUAAUUGGAUUAAAAGGCAUUUUAGGGGAGAGUUUUAUAACUCAGAGUUAAUGCUAAAUGAUAAAC